UCAAACUCCUCUCUUUUUAGAUUUAAAGCAAACAAAAGGCAACUUACCUUUCUUGUGGUUGAUGCAAGGAAGAACAAGCCAUAUUCUCCAGUCCCUUUAAAGAGAGAAGGUUGGAGAGGGGAGGGAGAUGAGAUUGGCAUCGAGGUCCCUGCACAAGGGCACCGUGAUGGCAGGCAAAAACAGGAAGAAGUCCUAUGGUCUGCUGCUGCUCCUGGCACUUGGAGCAGCAUUGUUGAGCGUCAUCGUGCUGCAGAAGUUGAGGGAGAGACGUGUCCUCGGCCUCCUCCUCCAGGACCGAGAGCAUGAGCUGCUUGCUUUUGAGCUCCUUUUACAGAAAGAAAGAGAGACUACCAAAGAAAUGAAAAGCAGAUUGGAUGACUUGAGAAACAAAACAAUUUCUUUAAGCCAACAAAAAUCCGAGCUUUACAACAAGCUCACAGAAACAGAAAUGAUGUUUGCCGAACUCAAAAGGACAAAAAAAGAGAUGGAAGCAACCCUUGAGGACAAGGAGAACCAGAUCAUUCAAAUAACAAAACAAGCAGCAGCAUCCGUAGUGGCAGACCGCAAAGCAUCUGAUCUGACUGAAAUUUUGAAGAAAAAAGAAGAUGAAAUUGAAGAAAUGAAACAUAAACUUUCAGAAGUACACCAACCUGAGAACAUUACCACAGAAGAUGACAUUGUUAGGAAUGUGACAGGUCCUGAUUACACCAAAGAAAAUGAAGAUCUCCAAGAUAGAUCAUUAGCAAGUACAAAUCCUGGUGACAGGAAAACCUCAGAAGAGAAAACACAAGUUGGUGGUGCAAAUGAAGACAAUUCCAGCAAAGGAACAUGGGUGAAGCUUGAGACCAUCAUUGAGAAUGAAGGCUUGAAAGAUGAAAGUGAAAGCAAUGAUGAACAAAUUGCACCAGAAGUUUCACAGGAGAAUCAGCUGGAAAAGAUUGAAGUUUCUCAGGGUAGUGAACACUCAAAAAAGCAGGGAGAAAUAGAUCAAGAAAUUCCACUGGAGGCUGAAGAACGUACCAAGAAACUUAACGAUGAAGAGACUGUGGUUGCUGGUGAUAACAAACCUAAGGUAACAGAAAUGGAGGAAAAAGAACAAUGGGGUCCUGAAGAUGAUAGCUCAGGAAAACUAAAGAACUCUCGGUUCAGCAAUGAACAAAAGGUAAGUACAGAUCUCAAAGAGGUUACGGCCAUUGAUGGCCCCAAAAUGAAACAUCGACGUCAUAAAAGGACAAAAACAAGAAGUAGAAGACGACAAGUAGUUCCAAAAGGAAUGGAACUAGAGAAGUCUGCUUGGGAGGACAAUAGGGUUACACCAGAAGAUGAAAGUCAGGUAAUAAGAACCGAAACAGAAGAUUUGACAACAGAUGCUGGAAGCAGCAAAGGUGAUGAUAAAGAACAAGCAAACCAUACAAAUGAUGCAAGUGUCAAAAUGACCACAAGUCUUCAUGAGAAUGAGGUUCCUCAAACUAUGGAAAACAAGGAAAGAAAUAAAGAAGAUGAAAUUGAAGGAAGCAUACAUAUUACUGAUGAUAAUCCCAAAUCAGAACAUGCAGCAAAAGGGUCAUUUUCCGGCACCAACGAACUAGAUGGUCCAGAAAGCCUUUCAGAUAGCAAAUCACAAAAUCAUGAGAGCAGUGAAGAUAUUCAGCAACCUGGAGGAGAGAGUUCUACUGGAAGUGAACACGAGGGAGAAGAAAAGGAAGCAGUCUCAACAGAUGACAAACUGAGAGAAUCUGAGAAGCCUCAAAAUGAUGACUCGGUGAAACCAAAUGACGGUAAUCCUCACAAUGACCACCAAGAAGCAAUGGUUAGUUCAACAUAAACCAUGAACAUUAUCAGAUAUCAUUAGAACAGAGUUUCCAUACACUAGAUUCCAACAGUUGGUAGUUAAAAAGCUUGCAUUGAGACCGACGAGAAGGAUGGACAAUCUAAGAUGCAGAAAAUAAGGAACUUCUAUGGUUUACCAGGAAAUUGGUACUACCAUUAUAUCCUGUUUGGAACAAAAUGUGAUGUCAUAGCCCAGUAGAACAAUGUAGUUUAUUUGUCUUUGUUCAGAGUGAUGGAUGCAAUAAUAGUGACUAGACAUUGUUUUCCAACCAUACGAAUGGUAUUCAAUAAGAUGCAACUUUUUUU
Messenger RNA from Musa acuminata subsp. malaccensis (wild Malaysian banana), 2136 nucleotides. RefSeq lists its product as uncharacterized. The record is from RefSeq and is a predicted model, not a curated record. NCBI's taxonomy places the organism in Eukaryota, Viridiplantae, Streptophyta, Magnoliopsida, Zingiberales, Musaceae.